Molecule: messenger RNA, 1788 nt
Organism: Penicillium angulare
Lineage: Eukaryota; Fungi; Ascomycota; Eurotiomycetes; Eurotiales; Aspergillaceae
Exons: 2
Coding region: 1-1788 (595 amino acids)
Biological process (GO): glycerol catabolic process
Cellular component (GO): cytosol
Molecular function (GO): ATP binding; glycerone kinase activity
Source: RefSeq, a predicted model, not a curated record
AUGUCCGAUAAACACUAUUUUCCUUCUACAAGUGCCAACUCGUUGGUGCCAAGGGCGUUGAGAGCUCUGGUCUCUGCCAAUGAUCAUUUACGCCUCAACUUUGCUGAAAGGGUAAUUGCCAAUGCUUAUCACGACGAUUCAAAGGUCAGCGUUAUCAGCGGAGGUGGUUCGGGACAUGAACCAGCAUGGAGUGGUUAUGUUGGUGAUGGUCUUUGUUCAGCUGUUGCGUGCGGUGAUAUCUUUGCCUCACCAAGUGCGAAGCAGAUCUUGACCGCUAUUCGGAUGGCUCCUUCGAAGAAGGGGAUCAUCCUGCUAAUCACAAAUUAUACUGGUGAUCGUCUUCAUUUCGGCCUGGCUGCAGAGCGAGCUAAGGCCGAGGGCCUAGUUGAGAACAUUGCUAUCUUACAUGCAACCGACGAUGUCUCAAUUGGACGAAGCAAGAACAGUCACAUGGGCAGACGCGGCCUCCCUGGUCAUGUUUUCACAAUGAAAAUCAUCGGCGCAGCAGCCGCGGAAGGAUACUCGUUUGAUCAGUGUCUUGCGCUUGGACAAGCUGUCAAUGGAAACACCGUCACUAUUGCUUCGGCACUUGAUCAUUGUCACGUCCCUGGAAGACAGCAGCAGUCAUCAGUCCCCGACAAUGUUGUUGUUAUCGGCGCUGGUAUCCACAAUGAACCUGGUCAACUUCACGUUUCGCCAGCACCAUCAGUCGAAGAGAUAAUCGAGAGAUGCCUCAAGCUUCUGUGCGAUGCAUCGGAUACUGAGAGAUCUUUUGCGAAAUUUGGAAAGGGCGAUGAGAUCGGUCUACUAGUUAACAACUAUGGCGGUCUCUCUGUCCUCGAACUAGGUGCUUUAACCGAUGAAAUCCAAAUUCAGCUCGAGUCACAAUGGAACAUUAAGCCUUGCAGAGCAAUCUCCGGUGCCUUCGAAACAUCCCUCAAUGCCCCUGGUUUCUCAAUCUCUCUUUGCAAUCUCACUGCUGCAGCUAAGCAGGUCAAUGAAUCUGUCGCUACACUUAUCCGCCAAUUCGACAGCACCACCACCGCCGUAUCCUGGAUCAACACAACACGUCCUUGCACAACCCAAAAGAGAGUCGCAUACGGUGAUUCCAACAUAACAAAUGGGGAGACUCUCGCGUCCCCCAAACUUGCAUUCGACUGCUCUUUACUUCGAAACGCUCUAGUCGCCGCGUGCGAACGUGUCAUCGAAGCAGAGCCAAAGUUGACAGAAUGGGAUAUGGUCAUGGGCGACGGAGACUGCGGUGAAGCCGUCAAGAGUCUCGCCGAAUCACUCCUUAAAAAAGUCGACGCAGGAUGUACAUCAUCCGGCGAUGUGAUUGAGACUAUUCGCUCUAUUCUGCAGGCAGUUGACGACAUGGGCGGAACCCUCGGUGCAAUUUUCGGUGUUCUCCUAUCAGCACUAUCCACAGCCCUGAAGAGCAAUGUAUCAAAUGGCAAUAUCAGCCCUGAAUCUCCAGAGUUUUAUGCCACUGCCCUCGACUCCGCUGUAACAUCUUUGAAAUCUCACACCGGUGCGCGUGAAGGUGACAGGACCGUCAUGGAUGUGUUGAUUCCCUUCGCCGAUGCGUUUUCAAAAACGCAGAGCUUUUACUCCGCUGUUGAGGUCGCUGGAAAGAAAGCAGAGGCUACCAGAUACCUGAAAGCAAAGUUUGGUCGUGCAACAUAUGUUGGGGAGGACUCGAGUCAGGAACUACCUGACCCGGGUGCUUGGGCCUUUUAUGAAAUCGUUACGGGCUUGGCGGAUGGACUGAAGCUUACUCCUAACUGA